Messenger RNA from Dendroctonus ponderosae (mountain pine beetle), 1252 nucleotides. RefSeq names its product leucine-rich repeat-containing protein 15. The record is from RefSeq and is a predicted model, not a curated record. Gene Ontology annotation, molecular function: protein binding. NCBI's taxonomy places the organism in Eukaryota, Metazoa, Arthropoda, Insecta, Coleoptera, Curculionidae. The transcript has 3 exons. The coding region runs from base 198 to 1139 and encodes 313 amino acids.
UUACUCUUUGCAUCGGCCUGGUAUCAACAUAAAUGGGCGAUAGAGGCAAAGUUGAUAACAACUGUGCGUCUUAUUUAGGACACUUGUAAAUAUGGUCAAAGCAGACUAAUCUUAAUAAGAUAGGUCUUCUUUGUUGUUUAUUGUAUGUGUUUCGAAAAAAGUGCUGUUUUAUAUCAGUGGAAAAUAGUUAAGAAACCAUGUUGAAAGCUUGUCUACUAGUGGUACUGAUUGGUUGCACAGUCGGCUCCCACGUGAGAAAAAUGGUUUCAGAAGUAACAGUACUUGAUGCUAAUUUGCUGGAGAAUACACCCCUGCGAGUACCUGGACUCAAAAAAGAGCACAAAGGGCUUGUGGAGCAUUUAGUUUUGAUGAAUUGCUCUGGCAGCAUUGAUGAGGUUACUUUUUGGCAGUUUCCUAAACUAAAUAAACUCACAAUAUGGAGAAGCCGUAUAGAACACAUCUCCUCUUUUCUCCCUAUAACCGAGCUUGUAGUAGUAGGCUCCUACUUGCCAAAUCUGGACUUUAGCUUACAAGAGAAACUGCAUAAGCUUCGCGUUCUAUUGCUCAUGGGCAACAAGAAACUUCAAGUGGAACCCUUAAUACUCAAGAAUUUCAAGCAUUUGCAAGCUCUUUUCAUAUCCGAGGCAAACUUUACCGAUGAUUGCGUAACAAAGAACUGGUUCAAUGGAAUGGAAGAUCUGCAAGAAUUGGCACUAAGCGACAAUGGCAUCCAUUGCAUGACUGCAGACGCUUUUAGCAACUUACAAAACUUGCGAAAGCUCGACCUGACCUACAAUCAUCUAUCAAACAUUUACGAAACAGCUUUUAAAAGGCUGACUAAACUCGAACAAUUGGGCUUUUUCGAAAACGAUCUGGAGGAGUUUGAUUUCAAGUCUUUGGCCAGCCAGAUGGGCCAUUUGGAGCUUUUGGGAGUUUCCUGGAAAGUACUAAAAUCCAGUGGAAUAUCUGCAGAAAAUCUACUGAAAGUUCUACCUAAUUUAAAGUUGCUAUCGUUUGGACACACGGAUAUGCCAAGUGAUUUUAAAGCUGGCGAGUUUUGUCAGAUUUUGAAGCAGAAUGGGGUUAGUUGUGCUAUUGAUAGUGUUUUUGGGAUUUCAACCAUUUUGGGGUAUCAAUAGUGAGCCAGGUGGAAGUAUCCAGUAUGGGGUAUGGUUUUUAAAAUAUCUAUUUUUCUGACAAAUGUUUAAUUAUGUUCAAUGAUAUAUUAAAAUGAACACUAUUUUUGAGCCAA